Molecule: messenger RNA, 1749 nt
Organism: Fonticula alba
Lineage: Eukaryota; Rotosphaerida; Fonticulaceae
Exons: 1
Coding region: 1-1749 (582 amino acids)
Source: RefSeq, a predicted model, not a curated record
AUGGCCGAGCAUUCGGAUGAGGCUGACUCUGCGGACCGAUUGCCGGCCACCCAGCAGACCGGCUCGGCGGCAAUCGGCCCGCGGGCCCGAUCAGUCUCCCUCCCGGCGGACAUGCAGUCACGCCAGCUGGCGGCCGACAACCAGGUGCUGGAGUCGCCCACGCCGGCAGAGCUGCACUCCGUCGAUGUUGGCGGCGCAGUUGGACACAACAGGCCGGCCAGCCCGCCGGCUGAUGGCCCCGGCCACGCGCCGGCCCCGACACAGUCCGCCAUCGCCCGUUGGGCGGAUGCCUUCUUUGCCCUGACGCCGGAGCGGCCGCUCCCCCCGCAUCCGAGCCGCCAGCUGGCCCCCGGGCCGCGGGCCCUGAUGGUUACCCCGCCAGCCGACGUGCCACUGACCGCGGCCCAGCAGCGCGCCAUCCUUCGCGCCGUGGUCGAACAAGGCCCGGCCCCCUGCCGGAGUUACCGUGGCCUGCUGCUGGACAUCAACUCCUCGAUGAUCCCGGUGCAAGAGUGCACUCGGCCCAUGCGGGGGCCCUUCGGCGAGCAGAAGGCCAUGGCAGCUGCCACGGCUGCCGCUGUGGCCGCCGCCUCGGGCCCUGCCGCGGCGGCCGGACCUGGCACCAGCCCGAACACCACGUCCGCGCCCGCUGGCAGCGGUCUGCGUGGAUGGCUGGCCCGAUCGCGCCGGCAUUCUCUCCCUCCCGGGGCCGGUCUGCCCGGGGCCCUGUUGAGUACCGAUGCCGCGGGUGGCGCGGCCGGCGGCGAUGGCAGCCACCAGGGCCCCCCGGCUUUGGACUCGGCUCCGGGGCCUGGGGGCCUGCCGCCAAGCAAGGAUAGCCUGGCCGCGGCCAUUCCCCCCUCGCCCGGGGCCUUCCCUUCGCUGUACUUCCCGCACUCGGGCGUCGGCUCGACCCCGGGCCGGGCCUCGCCGCGGGCUCUCCCCCCCGGCGCGACAGCCACCACGGCCCCGGGGCCUGGCGACCCUUCGCCCGGUGUCUUCUCCUGGACCAAGCGCAUGUCCAACUCGGCCAAUCAGCGAGCCGCCGGCCUGGCGGAUGGCCCCGAGGGCGCCGGAAACCUGGCCCCCCCGGCCGCCCCCUCCCCCGAGAAGCGACAAACCCUGCUGAGCAUCUUGAUCCCCGGGUCCCCGUCGGCCGGUGGCCAUGCUCCCGGGGGUGAUUGCUUCCUCGAGGAAAAGAUCUCGCCUCUUCAGCAGCCCGGCCGAAGUGCCCUGACAGCGGCCACCGCCGGCGACGGCCCGCACAUGCAGAUGACCCGCCUUUUCGAGUCCCAACCCAGCCCCAUCUACAACCAGAACGCCGGGUCUGCCGGGCCGAUCGGUCGCCUGCUGCAGCUAGGGACAGACUACCUUCGCGAUGUGCGCCAGGAGCGCAUCCGCACGGUGGUUCAACAGCGCUUCGGGCCGCCCCCCACUGUGGGGGAAAGCCCCGGUGCCCAGGGCCCGGGAGGCGGCUCCUCCCCCACCCUGGCCGCCUCGCUGGUGGCCGGCCACGAGCCAGGCAGCCCGAUGUCCCCCUCCCGCGAGCAGCACACCCUCCACGAAUCCCUUUCCACCCUGUACCAGCACAACCGCCCGCUGGAUUUGACCAUGUGGCGCGGCUGGCUGGACAUCGAGGCCAUGCCGGCCAUUCUGAGUCCCGGAUCGCCGACUGGUCGCCGGGGAAGCUUUGCCUCGGCAGACGAUCCAUCCUCGCCGGAACCGUCUCCGCGCUCCCCACGGCGAUGA